This is a messenger RNA of Cercocebus atys (sooty mangabey), 954 nucleotides long. Its product is annotated as olfactory receptor 52M1-like. The transcript has a single exon. Lineage: Eukaryota; Metazoa; Chordata; Mammalia; Primates; Cercopithecidae. The coding region runs from base 1 to 954 and encodes 317 amino acids. The record is from RefSeq and is a predicted model, not a curated record. Gene Ontology annotation, cellular component: membrane. Gene Ontology annotation, biological process: G protein-coupled receptor signaling pathway. Gene Ontology annotation, molecular function: olfactory receptor activity; G protein-coupled receptor activity.
AUGGGACCAGCCAAUACAUCCCAAAUAUCACCAAACACCUUCUUGCUGAUGGGCAUCCCAGGACUAGAACAUCUGCAUGCCUGGAUUGGGAUUCCCUUCUGCUGCAUGUACGUGGUGGCCUUGAUGGGGAAUGUGACCAUCCUGGCCGUGGUGAAGGCAGAACGAAGCCUCCACCAGCCUAUGUUCCUGUUUCUGUGCAUGCUGUCAGUCACUGACCUGGUCCUCUCCACAUCCACGCUGCCCCGCAUGCUCUGUCUCUUCUGGCUCAGAGCCCGUGAUAUCACCAUUGAUGCUUGCUUGACCCAAAUGUUCUUCAUCCACAGUGUUACUGCCAUGGAAUCCGGCUUCUUCCUGGCCAUGGCCAUUGACCGCUAUGUGGCCAUCUGUGACCCACUGCGCCACGCCACCAUUCUCACACACAGUCGCAUUGCCAACAUUGGAGCUGCUGUAGUCCUCAGGGGAGUGGUCUUCUUUUUUCCACAUCCCAUCCUGCUCAAACAACUGCCCUACUGCAGAACUCGAAUCAUUGCACACACUUAUUGUGAGUUCAUGGCCGUGGUGAAGCUGGCGUGUGAAGACACAGGGACCACCAAGCGCUACAGCCUCAGUGUGGCCUCUGUUAUUGGGUCCUGUGAUGGCUUUUUUAUUGCUGUCUCCUAUGUUCUAAUCCUCAGAGCUGUCUUUCAUCUUCCAUCACAGGAAGCAAGUCUUAAAGCUCUAGGCACGUGUGGUUCCCAUGUCUGUGUCAUCCUCGUUUUCUAUUUCACGGCUGUCUUUACCUUCCUGACCCACCGCUUUGGCCAUAAUGUGUCUCCCCAAAUUCAUAUUUUCAUUGCCAAUAUGUACCUUCUGGUACCACCCUUUCUUAACCCCAUUGUUUAUGGUAUUAGGACCAAGAAAAUUCGAGACCAUGUCAUUAGUUCUCUAAAGAUAAAAGUUGCUCGACUAAGCUAA